AUCAUUCUUCUUUUGCAAAAUGAAAACCUUGAGUUGGUGGUAGAAGCUAUGAUUGGUUAGGGUUGUUUGUGUGGUACGGUGAUGAAAUUUGGAGUGGUUAUUUUCCCAAUUGGAGUGGUAAAAUUAAGUGGAGAUGAGAGUUUAUUUAUGGUGGAAAAUAUUGUAACUGUUUUCAUAACAUAGACAUGUUUUUCUAAAGAGAGAAAGCGUGUAGUUUUCUUUAGGGUUUCUAGAAAGAAAAGAAGAUGCUUCGUAGACUUAUUUGUCACUUGUCAGUAAUUGCAUGUAAUUUUUACGUUAAAAGUUCAAAAUAAAUAAUGAAUUAAAUCAUUGAUCUUCUUUUAAGUAGAUAUGGCUUAGCAUGUGUGAGGAUGUGAGUUAGGGUUUGUCGCUACAAUUUCAUCAAUUUUGAAGCGACGAAAUUGUGGAACUAUGAAGCACCAAAAAGUCACAGAUAUGUAUAUAUAUAUUUGGAUAGAAAUGGUGCCUUUGGCUCAAUCUAAAAAGAGUAGCUGAAUCCACCAUAUAUAUUAAAACCAUUCUACAAUGUUGUUAACUUCUCAUUUAAAAAUAAAUACUACACGUACUAGUUCCCAUAAUAAAGCUACAUAUGGUAUAAACUGUUUACUCAUACUCCUCUAUUUUUAAGAGAUAAAUGCUUUUAAUUUUUUUUUAAAGUUAUAUGUUAUAUGUUUUCUAGAUAUUUUUAUUAGUCAAAUUAAAAAUUUCAAAAAUUAAUUAUACUUAUUGAGAUACUAUUGGUAUAAAAUUACUGAAAACUGAUAAACACAGAAAAUAAUUUAUUUAUAAUAAAAAAUUUGAUAGAUUUUUAAUAUGUAUAGAAACAUAUAAAUAUGCAUAUGUUUUUCUAUCUUUUAGAAACAAAUAGAGUAUACCAAACAACUAUUUACUACAUUUGGAGAAAGAGAGGAAGGCAAGCUGACAUCAACAAAACAUGGACAACAACAGAUCAAAUGCAAAGAAGGAUUGCCAACGCUGUGAGAAAUAGAGUUACUUCGCUUAAGUAUAAGUCUGACCACAAAUAGGCAGGUUUACUUCGUUAUAGUGAUUCCAACACACAAUUAACUGACAUGUUUACAGUUCAUAAUCUCCUUUUUUUUACAUUAUAAAUAUUAUUCUUUUUAUAGAUGAAUAAAUUUGAAAUUUCAUCAAAAAUAAAUAAAUGGAGUUUCUAUUUGUUUUGGCCGAAUCUAAGUAAAUAGCUAAAUCCACCAUUAAAACCAUUUUACAAUGUUGGUAGAUUUUUUUUUAUAUAAGAAAAGAAAACCACACGUACUAGCUAGUUCCCAUAAACGCUACAUGGCAUAAACUGUCACUCAUAGUUAUUUAGGCCUGGAGUAUGUUAUUUAAACCUAAUCUCUCUUUAGGUUAGUUAAACCUUUUUGAUCAAAGAUUACUUCAUUCAUAAAUAAAUUAAGGUUUUACGUUCCAACAGAGGAAGCUGAUACAAUAGCGCUAGCAAGAGGCAGUUUAGCAACUGAAUCGGCAUCGGAGUUUUGCAAACGAGGAAUAAACUCAAAAGAAAUUACAUCAAAGUAAGUAUUAAAGUGAUAGAUGUUUUGGCAAAAAAAAAAAUUGAAAAUAUCAGGUUAAAGAGAAAUGUCCGACAAAUUCUGAACGUAGUGUCUUUUGUCCUGGCAUUGAUCAUACCUUCGACCUUUCUUUUGGAUUGGACCUUAGCACCGUUUAACAAGAAUCCUUACCAAAUCACAUUACAUGUUGAAAUUUUCGUUUGCUUCACCCCAUAUACAUUCUAUCUUGCGCCUGUCCACAUAUGCCAAAAAAAGGUUCAAAAUAUAUUACUCUACCUGUGGAAAUUACAUAACGAGAAAUGCUCAGUUCCCUACCAAAUCCGACAGUGGAAAAUAUCACAGAAAUGUAUUGGGCCCCGAUUUAAUUCCGAUUCUUCACGAGAUCAUACAAACAAGUAUAUAGUGAUAGCUUCCAAGCAAACCACAAAGAUAAACAAAGGAACUAAUUUCUUGUCGUAACCAAUUCAAAAAGUAAUAUUCGUUCAUUGACUUUCGUUCAAUGUUUUCUUUAGUGGUGGAUUUACCAGAGUUUUUUUUAUGAUAAUCAACUACAAUAAUGAUUGGCUGUUAUGAACUUUAAAAUAAUAAAUAUAAUAAAAAGAUUUUGUUUUUUACAGAUCCUGAUAUUGAAAUAUAUCUAGGUUUCGGUCUGAGCAUUUUAUCCAAAUGAAAUUAUAUAUAAUGAUCAAAAUUACGAAUAAAAUUCUAUAAAUUAAAAUUUUAUAAAGUUUGCAUACGGGUCCAACCAUGGUAACAAUUAAUGGAAUAAGAAUAAGAAGAAUGGAACUGAUUUAGAAAAUAGAAUAUAAUCAUUCAAUUUAUUCCAAAUCAAAAAUGUUGAGAAAUGUUUAUGAAUAUUUUCUUUGUAAAUUUUUUGAAAUGAUUGUGGAAUUGAUUAAUGAGUAUUUCAUUUCAUUCAAGUUAAAUGGUAAAAAAAAAUUAAAGAAUCAAUAAAAUUAAUGAUUAUAAAUCAUUAUAUUCCAAAAUUUGCAAUCUAGUUGUAGCUGUAAUUCACCAUUCCUUUACUACACUUUUGGUAUUAAAAAUUUCCAGCAAUUUAGAGAAGGAAGAAAAUAUUAUAAGAAACAAAUAGCUUUUCUGCUUUGUAUGCGCUGUAAGGGAAGGAGAGAGCAUCAAAGAACAACAGAGGACUAAUUAACACCAUAAUUAAGAUUCUCACUCAAUUAAAAGUUUAAAACAUAUCAAAACUUGACUACAAGUCUUGAUUUUAGCCAAUUGUUUCACUUUGUUCAAUUGCACAAGUUAUUCCACUCUGUCAUUUCAUCUCCGGAUUAAUCAUUCUUGGGGUAGUUAUUCUUUCCAAUUCGACGAAAAUGUACAUUGUUAAGAUAGAGAAGCGAAUAAGAGAAUAUUUAGCCAUUCAACUAACAGUAGUUUUCUCUUUAUUCUCAUACAUUGUUCUGGAUAAUGAAUUAUCCUCAUGAACAUAGAUAUUCUCUAGAUUGUGAUUAGGGACAAUUCAAUUUUCUUUUGUUGUGAAAGGAGAUUAGGGUUUUGAAGGAAUAACGUGGAAGGAGGACACGUCAGCAUAGGGCGACUUGCGAGGAGAUUAGGGUUUUGAAGAUUCCGCCGCAAGCAACCAGUCCCCACGCCGAUGUCGGCGCCGGAGACGCAAGAUCCCGUGGAGUUCGGCUCGGAAACGAGCAAGGUAGCCCCUGUGAAGCAGUUAAACCCUUCCUGGGUUAAAGUUGCAGAGAAUGGACCAUCGCUCUCUGAGCAUGUUCUAGAAAUAGGAGUAAGUGAAGGACAGGAAGUCGUUGAAGUACCAGAUGACGUGAUAUCACAAUCUGUGCCUCUUUGGGAUGAUCUUCUUGAAGGUCGAUUCCUGGACAAGGCACCACAUGUGGCAAAAAUCCAUUUCAUAGUUAAUAAGAUCUGGCCUUUGGGAGAUAAAUCUAUCAGAAUUGACGUCUAUGUCGUUAAUGAUCGCACUGUGAAAUUCAGAAUCAAGGACGAGGCUACGAGGAAAAGGGUUCUUAAAAGAGGAAUGUGGAACAUUGCAAACAUCCCGUUAGUUCUAUCAAAGUGGGCUCCUGAGGAGGAGGAAGAGGAGGUUGAAGAGAUAAAAACUAUUCCAAUGUGGAUCACCAUGAAGAAUGUUCCUCGCAGGAUGUUCUCUUGGAAGGGCCUUGGUUUCAUAGCUAGUGCUGUAGGAAAACCAAAGCGCUUACACCCAGAUACGCUCCAAUGUAAUAGCUUUGAGGAAGCGAAAGUUUUUGUCGAAGCUAAUAUGACAAAAGAACUACCUACCAGCCAUCGUUUCAAGUCUAAACUUGGGGUCAAUGCGGAGGUGGAAUUUGUUUACCCAUGGUUACCGGACAGAUGCACCAUCUGCUCUAAAUGGGGACACCUUCAUACAGCUUGCCGUGCUAAGGUAAAAAUUCUGACUAAGGCCAAAUCACCCACAAAGAUGCCGGCUAAGGAGAUUGAGACUUCUGUGGUAGAUGCAUCGGAAAAGGAUCAACAAAACCCUGCGGUAGCUAGCGUUGAAGUAGUCGAUGCCGCUGAGAUGGAAUCUCCCACUGAAACUUUGGCACCAGUAGAGAUCGUGAAGGAUACAGUGACUCUGAACUUAACAACAUAGUACCAUGAUGCAGAGAAGGGUGGUGAAAUAGAGACUUUGGGUUGGAAGAAU
Messenger RNA from Brassica rapa (field mustard), 4209 nucleotides. RefSeq lists its product as uncharacterized. Lineage: Eukaryota; Viridiplantae; Streptophyta; Magnoliopsida; Brassicales; Brassicaceae. The record is from RefSeq and is a predicted model, not a curated record.